This is a messenger RNA of Recurvomyces mirabilis, 6621 nucleotides long. It is a transcript of the gene URA2, whose product is annotated as Carbamoyl-phosphate synthase. Bases 1 to 6621 code for a protein of 2206 amino acids. The transcript has 5 exons. Gene Ontology annotation, cellular component: cytoplasm; membrane; cytosol. Lineage: Eukaryota; Fungi; Ascomycota; Dothideomycetes; Mycosphaerellales; Teratosphaeriaceae. Gene Ontology annotation, biological process: protein N-linked glycosylation; UTP biosynthetic process; 'de novo' pyrimidine nucleobase biosynthetic process. Gene Ontology annotation, molecular function: beta-1,4-mannosylglycoprotein 4-beta-N-acetylglucosaminyltransferase activity; amino acid binding; ATP binding. The record is from RefSeq and is a predicted model, not a curated record.
AUGGCAGAACAGGAGACGGAGAGCAUGAUGGCUCUCGAGGUGAAGGACGGCAAUGAGGCUGUUCGUUUCUGCGAAGGGCAGAGCUUUGGUGCUCAUCGAAGUGUUGCCGGAGAACUGGUCUUCCAGACUGGUAUGGUCGGUUACCCGGAGUCCAUCACUGACCCUUCCUACCGCGGACAGAUUCUCGUUGUCACCUUCCCGCUGGUAGGCAAUUACGGUGUGCCCUCGCGAGAGGAGCGGGAUCCCAUCCUCAAGGACCUGCCAGCACAUUUCGAGGCGGCCGAGAUACAUAUUGCCGGUUUGAUUGUCAGUACAUAUGCUGGCGAGUCUUACUCACAUCACUUGGCUGAGUCCUCACUGGGCAAGUGGCUGAAGGAGCAGAAUGUACCCGCCAUCUGCGGUGUCGACACAAGAGCGUUGACGAAGCGGAUACGCGAGCAAGGCAGCAUGCUGGGACGACUCCUUAUGCAGAACGGUACUGAGCAUGUGCCUGAGAGUAUGCCGACUGGUGCCAUGACACCCAUCGGUACCAUGACACCAGCUCGAACGCCAAUGCCUCAGCCCAAUCUUCAUGCUGUUAGUGGUCGGCUGGCGGUCAAUGGGUCGAACGGAACGAACGGAAACGGAGCGAAUGGGGGAUACUUCGCCUCGAAGAAGCUAAAGGAGGUACCAACCUUCGAGGAGGUCGAGUGGUAUAACCCUAACAUCAGGAACCUGGUCAUGGAUGUCUCUACAUCCAAACCCAAAGUUUACAGCCCAAGUGCGUCCAGUGCGUUACAUCAUCCGUCUGGUAGACCUGUGCGUGUUGUAUGUGUCGACGUUGGCCUGAAGUACAACCAGUUGCGAUGUCUGGUGACUCGUGGUGUCGAGGUCGAGGUCGUGCCAUGGGACUAUGACUUCCCGAAGCUUGCUGGCAAGGAGUACGACGGUCUUUUCAUCUCCAACGGACCUGGUGACCCUGCCAUGAUGGCCGACACGGUCAAACACAUUCGCUCAGCUAUGGACGAGGCACGAACACCCAUCUUUGGUAUAUGUCUUGGUCACCAGCUGCUUGCUCGCGCUGCUGGUGCAGACACGCUGAAGAUGAAGUUCGGCAAUCGCGGUCACAACAUCCCAUGCACCAGCCUAUUAUCUGGCAAGUGCUAUAUCACCUCACAGAACCAUGGUUUCGCAGUGGACGCCAACACACUGCCCAAUGGCUGGAGCGAACUCUUUGUCAACGCAAACGAUCAAAGCAACGAGGGUAUUAGACAUGUCAGCCGACCGUACUUCAGCGUGCAAUUCCACCCUGAGAGUGCACCUGGACCUCGAGAUACUGAGUUCCUGUUCGAUGUCUUCAUCAAGACUAUCAUGAACGCGGUUGAGGAUCCUAAGAUCAUGCAACGCCCGGUCAGCUUCCCUGGUGGCGACGCCGCUGAGAAUGCUGCUCUGCGGCCUAAGCUGUCGCCGAAGAAGGUUUUGGUGCUCGGUAGUGGUGGACUCAGUAUCGGUCAGGCUGGCGAGUUCGACUACUCCGGCAGUCAAGCUAUUAAAGCGCUCAAGGAAGAAGGCAUCUAUACCAUCCUCAUCAACCCCAACAUUGCCACUAUCCAAACCUCGAAGGGCCUGGCGGACAAGGUCUACUUCUUACCAGUUAAUGCUGAAUUCGUUCGUAAGGUCAUCAAGCACGAGCGUCCGGAUAGCAUCUAUGUCACUUUCGGUGGCCAGACCGCGCUGCAGGUUGGUAUCCAGCUCAAGGAUGAAUUUGAAGAUCUCGGUGUGGAGGUCCUUGGUACUUCGAUCGAUACUAUCAUCACCACGGAAGAUCGCGAGCUCUUUGCACGCAGCAUGGAGUCUAUAGGUGCACCUUGUGCCAAGUCCAAAUCUGCCAGCAACGUCCAAGAAGCACUUGAGGCUGUAGAAGGCAUUGGCUAUCCAGUCAUCAUUCGCGCUGCUUACGCUCUUGGUGGCCUGGGCAGUGGUUUCGCGGAGAACAAGGAGCAAUUGCUCGACUUGUGCGGUAAAGCUUUCGCUGCGAGUCCACAGAUCUUGAUCGAGCGCAGUAUGAAAGGCUGGAAGGAGAUCGAGUACGAAGUCGUGCGUGAUGCACACGACAAUUGCAUCACGGUGUGUAAUAUGGAGAACUUCGACCCGCUCGGCAUUCACACUGGCGACUCGGUGGUUGUGGCUCCUUCGCAGACGCUGUCGGAUGAGGACUACAACAUGCUGAGGACGACUGCUGUGCGAGUCAUUAGGCACUUGGGCGUUGUUGGCGAGUGCAACAUCCAAUAUGCGCUGAACCCAGACAGCAGGGAGUACUGCAUCAUCGAGGUUAAUGCACGUCUUUCGCGUUCUUCGGCACUGGCUUCAAAGGCUACUGGAUAUCCUUUGGCUUUCAUCGCCGCUAAGCUGGGUCUCAACAUCCCUCUCAACGAGAUCAAGAACACCGUGACAAAGAAGACGGUGGCCUGCUUCGAGCCGUCUCUUGACUACGUGGUUGUCAAGAUCCCGCGAUGGGACCUGAAGAAGUUCACGCGUGUCUCAACACUUCUAGGCUCAUCAAUGAAGAGUGUUGGCGAAGUUAUGGCUAUUGGACGGACGUUCGAAGACGCCAUCCAAAAGGCUAUCCGCUCUGUCGACCCAAGCAACCUAGGCUUCAACGAGACUCCGGCGCUCAUGUCUAUUGAUAUCGACACAGAAUUGCAGACGCCUUCCGACCAGCGCAUGUUCGCUCUAGCGAACGCCAUGUUCAACGGCUACUCCGUCGACAAGAUCUGGGAGAUGACCAAGAUCGACAAGUGGUUCUUGUACCGUCUCAAGGGCCUCAGCGACUUCCGCAAAUCCAUGACUGAUCUGGUGUCCAAGUACCACGUCGACGACAUCCCACAUGCUCUGUUCAAGCGUGCGAAGGAGCUUGGCUUCUCGGACAAGCAGCUGGCUACUUUCUUGGACAGUAACGAACAGCAUGUUCGUCGUGCCAGGCUUGAGCAUGGUAUCAUGCCGUUUGUCAAGCAGAUCGAUACUGUGGCCGCCGAGUUCCCUGCGUAUACCAAUUAUCUGUAUACGACGUUCAAUGGCUCGGAGCACGAUGUUACGUUCGAGGAUCAAGGCGUCAUGGUGCUUGGUUCUGGCGUCUACCGUAUUGGAUCUUCGGUCGAGUUCGACUGGUGCUCCGUCAGGGCUGUACGCACUCUCCGCGAUGCUGGGAUGAAGACAGUGAUGGUGAAUUUUAAUCCGGAAACCGUCUCCACAGAUUACGACGAAGCCGAUCGACUGUAUUUCGAGAAUAUUACGCUCGAGACUAUACUUGACAUCUAUCAGCUCGAGCGCUCCAGUGGCGUCAUCUUGUCCAUGGGAGGGCAGAUUCCGAACAACAUAUCGCUACCAUUGUACCGAUCGAACGUCAAGAUUUACGGCACAUCUCCAGAGAUGAUCGACACGGCCGAGAAUCGAUACAAGUUUUCUCGCAUGCUCGACCGCUUGGGUGUGGAUCAACCAGCGUGGAAGGAAUUGACGAGUGUGGAAGAAGCCAGGGCCUUCUGCAAUAGAGUCGGCUACCCUGUGUUGGUCCGUCCAUCCUAUGUCCUCUCUGGAGCAGCUAUGAAUACAACGUAUUCGGAACACGACCUUGGUGCAUAUUUGGCUCAAGCUGCCGAGGUGUCCAAGGAUCACCCCGUUGUUAUUACCAAAUACAUCGAGAACGCCAAGGAGAUCGAGAUGGACGCGGUCGCCCGUAAUGGUACUAUGAUUGGCCACUUCGUGUCUGAGCACGUUGAGAACGCUGGUGUGCAUUCUGGAGACGCCACAUUGAUCCUGCCACCUCAGGAUCUGGAUCCGGAGACAGUACGCAAGAUCGAGGAUGCGACACGAAAGAUUGGAGACGCCCUUAACGUUACUGGUCCCUACAACAUCCAAUUCAUUGCCAAGGACAACGAGAUCAAGGUCAUUGAGUGUAAUGUUCGCGCUUCAAGAUCUUUCCCUUUCGUCUCGAAAGUAAUGGGUCUGGACCUGAUUGCAAUGGCCACGAAGGCGAUGACUGGAAUCCCAGUGCGAGAGUAUCCGCCUCUCAACGUGCCUUCCGAUUACGUUGCUGUCAAGGUCCCUCAAUUCUCCUUCUCUCGUCUGUCUGGUGCUGACCCAGUCAUGGGCGUGGAAAUGGCUUCUACUGGUGAAGUGGCUUGCUUUGGUCGUACCAAGUACGAAGCCUACAUUAAAGGCUUAAUAUCGACUGGCUUCAAGCUGCCCAAGAAGAACGUUCUUCUGUCCAUCGGGUCAUACAAAGAUAAGGUCGAGAUGCUUCCUUCAGUCGAGAAGCUGCACAAGAUGGGCUACAAGUUGUACGCCACUGCUGGUACCGCUGACUUUUUGGAGGAGCACGGCAUUUCUGUGCAAUUCUUGGAGGCAUUGCAGGAUGAAGAUCAGAGGCAAGAGUACUCGCUCACCCACGCUCUUGCCAACAACCUCAUCGAUCUGUACAUUAAUUUGCCAUCGAGCAAUAAGUUCAGGAGACCCGCCAACUACAUGAGCAAAGGCUACCGCACUCGUCGUAUGGCGGUGGACUACCAAACUCCUCUGGUCACCAACGUCAAGAUUGCGAAGAUCCUGAUCGAGGGUAUCUCGCGCAACUACGACUUCAAUAUCAGCAAGGUUGAUUACAUGACAUUUGCGGACGUUCCGACCACAGAGACCGCCGCGAUCGUACCACAGCCGCUACCAUCGCAGACUCUAGACGAUCUACUCAAGCAGUCGCCUCUCAAGGGCCAAGAUAUCGUCUCGGUCAAACAAUUCUCCAAAGAUGAUCUACAUCUGAUCUUCACUGUGGCUGCAGAGAUGCGCCUCGGUGUACAGCGUGAUGGCUGCCUGGACGUACUGAAAGGUUGCGUCCUUUGCUUGAUGUUCUUUGAGCCAUCCACUCGGACUUCGUCUUCCUUCGAUGCCGCCAUGAAGCGUCUUGGCGGGCAAUGCGUAAUGAUUAAUGAGUCACACUCUAGCACACGCAAGGGGGAGUCACUCGAAGACACUAUCCGAACCCUCGAUCAGUACGGCGACGCUAUCGUGUUGCGCCACCCAGACAAUGACAGUGCAGAGGUCGCCGCCAAAGCUGCUGGCCAUCCUAUCAUCAAUGCUGGAAACGGUUCACGUGAGCAUCCUACACAAGCCCUGCUCGACUUGUUCACGAUUCGAGAGGAGUUGGGGACAGUCAACGGCCUGACGAUUACCUUUACUGGUGAUCUCAGAUAUGGUCGAACUGUGCACUCCUUGUGCGAGAUUCUCAAGCACUACGAUGUCACGAUUCAGCUUGCUGCCGCGCCCUCGUUAGCACUGCCAACCAAAGUUCGAUCGGCACUAGAGUCGCGCGGUCAACUAGGUGCAGAGUCAGAUCGCUUGACACCAGAGAUGGUUGCUAAGACUGAUGUCCUCUAUUGUACUCGUGUGCAGAAGGAGAGAUUCGAAGAUCCUGAACUCUACGAGACCGUCAAGGAUCAAAUGGUUGUCAAUGCAAAGACGCUGAGGGAUGCGAAGAAGAACAUGAUCGUUAUGCACCCGCUGCCGAGGAAUAUGGAGUUGUCCAAGGAGGUAGAUGACGAUCCUCGAGCUGCAUAUUUCAGACAGAUGCGUUACGGGCCUUCGCAGCAUCUGCUGUUGCCUGACAAGAUCUCAAGUUUCUGCCGGGCACAAGGUUUCCAGGCUUUCGACACUGGCCCUCCGGAGCGUAGGGUGUACGACUUGUUCCUGCUCUCUACUGAACUUGACUGGCUAGAGAUCCGUCUACAUACACUAUCGCCAUUUGUGGACUUCUUCGUCAUAGUUGAAGCGAGAACGACAUUUACCGGUCUUCCAAAACCAGCUUUCCUUGAAGAGAACUGGGAGAGGUUCGCGCCCUUCCACAACAAGAUCAUACACCGGGUGGUCGAGGAUCCUGGUACGAGCAUUGGCCUGCAGACCUGGAACCAUGAAGACUAUCUGAGAACGUCACUCUUCAUGAAGACUUUUCCCGACCUGGUUGAUACAUGGCAGUCACCGCGCUGGGGUGAUGUGCUUAUCGUGAGCGACAUGGACGAGAUUCCGAAGCCUGAGACGCUGGUCGUGCUCCGAAAGUGCGAUUUCCCAGAUCGUCUUACAUUGCGCAGCCACUUCUAUUACUACAGCUUUCAAUGGCUACAUCGCGGCGAGCAGUGGCCACACCCGCAAGUGACAAUUUACAAAGGUCUUCACGAGACCAUACUCCCAUCUGAGUUACGAAAUGGCCUCACUCGGACUCAUGGCUGGCUUUACCGAAACUACUUCCGGUCUUGGUGGCAAAAGGCAGACUUCUGGAAUGCCGCAUGGCACUGUUCGUCGUGCUUCAGCACUGUCAAAGAGAUGCAGGCUAAGAUGAGCAGUUUCAGCCACACUCCUUUGAAUACUGCGGAAAAUCGCGAUGUCAAGACAAUGAUCGAACGAGUCAGGACUGGUCAGGACCUGUUUGGAAGGCAGCACGAGAUCUAUGAUAAGGUCAAGGAUAAUCGGGACCUCCCAGCAUAUAUCCAGCAGAACCGUGAGAGGUUCGGCUACCUGGUCGAUAGGGAUGGAAGCAAUGCAGCUUUCAUCGACGCUGACCCCAAGGAGUACCCACUGCUAGUGACGAAAAGCGAAUCAUGA